This is a messenger RNA of Pseudo-nitzschia multistriata, 1076 nucleotides long. NCBI's taxonomy places the organism in Eukaryota, Bacillariophyta, Bacillariophyceae, Bacillariales, Bacillariaceae. The record is from the annotation of a GenBank genome assembly.
UGAAGUCCUUGUAAACGCAAAAGAAAUGUCAUCUUAGAGUGCAAAUAAGAGAAGAAUACAAGCUAUAUCCACUCAGAACAAAAUACAACCAUUCACUAUGGGAACGACAAAGAAUACACAGAAAACUGCCAAAGCCGAGCUGGAUCAGAAACUGAAACUGGCACGACCAACUCGUCAGAUUCUGGAAGACCUCGCUAUCGCUUGCGCCAAGUCUCCGUCCGAGGAUAAUACAUUUCAAUACGCCUUUUGCUUGUCGAAAUCUUCUGAGCGAUCGGAACUUCGAUACGCAAUUCAGAUUCUGGACGGAUUGGUAAAAGAGGGUUAUGAACAUCAAGUGGAUUGCAUGUACGGGUCUGCAUGUGCGCUUUAUCUAUUGGGUGAAUACGACAAAGCAAGGGUAAGUCUUUCUGGUUCGUUUUGUUUGAUAUUGGUGGGUGUUGUUAAGAAUUUUGCAAAACGACUGAAUUACAGACAAAAAGAAUUCAAAUUGCGGCCUACUCAUUUGAUGCUUCCCAUUUUUGUAUUUUUUCCCUUGAAAAUAUUCCGUCUUUAGUUUCGAGCGGAAAACAUCCUUAGGUCACAUCCCGAGUCUCGACUCGCCCGGGAAAUUCAUCUUUCUAGUAUUGAAGCGAUCGAGCAAGAAGAUAAGAAGAAAAUUAAAGAAGCGGCUAUCGGUGGCGUGACAGUUGCUGCCGCUGUAGGUGUUGCAGCGGGAAUUGCCAGUCUUUUAUUGACCAAGAGGUAGAUCAGACUAUUUGUAUUCACCAGAAUACUGCUCGUUUCUUAGAGAAUCAACGUUCAAAUAGAUAUGGGGUUAUGCUGGUGUGAUAUGUAGAUUUGAUCGCAUUCCGUACAAAAUUUAAACCAAAUUGGUUACCAAAGGCAAGGCUAACAAUUCAGAAACUGAUACAGUACGGUUUAUCAUUCUGGCAGAGGCUAACACGGAUGCUGCUCAAUGUUAUAAUAUUAUAUAUUCUGUUCAUUUAUUCGCUAACUUUGUUGUAAACAACAGUGACUAUUGUUUCACAAUCUUGAUGACAACGGUCACGAUGGCUAAAUAAAGAAGUUUUUCGAUU